Molecule: messenger RNA, 777 nt
Organism: Aspergillus nomiae NRRL 13137
Lineage: Eukaryota; Fungi; Ascomycota; Eurotiomycetes; Eurotiales; Aspergillaceae
Exons: 1
Coding region: 1-777 (258 amino acids)
Source: RefSeq, a predicted model, not a curated record
AUGAACCUCGGCGGGUGUUCGGAGAAGACGGUUCUGUCGGCCUUCAAGGAAAUGAACUCGGUGCAGAGCCGUCACAGUGUCGACGGACUUUGGCUCCGUCAUGUCCACAGGGUGAUGGAUGAUGGCGGGGUGUCGUCGACCGAUCUAAAAGAGCGCUUUCCCUCCAUUCCACAGAAAACCACGGCGAUAAGCCUCGACAAUCAGCUCUUCUCUCCAGAAAGAUCAAAAGUUGCUCCCUCUGUCAUGCCUCACCUGAUAUCUGCCGUCACGGGCGCCGAGCUCAACGCCAACGGACCUCGCACACUGGCCCAGUCCUUCUACUAUCAGUACGCCACUGCAAUUGCCGCCAAACACCUGUGGGACCAAGAGGUGCCCCGUUUCUAUGCCGACAAUGCGGUCUUCCACAACCAGAACGGCGUUGAUUACCGCGGUGAUCAGAUUUGGCCGUGGGCUACGCGGCUGUUUGGAGAGUUCGAGAAGCUCUCGCAUGACUUUGUGAGGAUCUGGGAGGUCCAAAAUGACGACGGCACGGUGGAUCUAGUGUCCCAGAUUGUGCGGCAUAUCUGGGCCCCCGGUAACAAUAGCGACCAGCCCACGGUCAGCAUUCCUCUGUCAAUGGUAUGCAAGAUCAGUGCCAACAAUACACCAAGAACGGUGGGUGGCCUGCAGUUCAGCGAGGUCUGGCUCUACUGGGAUACAACUUCUCUCCUGCCGUACUUUCCGGCCGACUCGGUGGUUCUCAGCUCAAGAAAUAUAUUCGACCAGGAGGCGAAAUGA